This is a messenger RNA of Drosophila santomea, 3049 nucleotides long. RefSeq names its product putative sodium-coupled neutral amino acid transporter 10. Gene Ontology annotation, molecular function: amino acid transmembrane transporter activity. The coding region runs from base 424 to 2919 and encodes 831 amino acids. Lineage: Eukaryota; Metazoa; Arthropoda; Insecta; Diptera; Drosophilidae. The record is from RefSeq and is a predicted model, not a curated record. Gene Ontology annotation, biological process: amino acid transmembrane transport. The transcript has 6 exons.
GGAUUGACAGAUCCCCUUUGAAGCCGCCCAUGGCACAACUGGAGAAAUCAGCCUCCUGUUGAGCAAAUCCAACAACUGCAAGCUGGUCACGCUAUCAAAAAUUGGUGACUGAAUGGUGACGACACAAACAAUUUGCUUUAAAACUUUCUUGCGGCCGUAAAAAUGCGCAAGCACUCUGGCAGCGCAACGUAAUUGGAACAAAUGUUUGCUGAACCACAACCGCCCACUCAAUGUAAGCGCCAACGUCUUUUCCACCGCCGCCGCCGUCGUCGUCGCCGCCGGAAUAUUUUGUUUACAAUUUUGCUUACACAAGUGCAAUCGUCGUAGCACUACAUUUUGGAGUAAGAAGUACAAGUAAUACUUUGCGCCGUAUCAGAGGGUCGACGGAAGAAAGAAGAGAAAGUACGGUGAAUUUCCGGCAAGAUGUUGGCCCACUCCGCCCAUGUUAUGACGCUGGCCAACAGCAUCAUUGGCGUCGGCAUCCUGGCCAUGCCGUUCUGCUUCCAAAAGUGCGGCAUCCUGCUAUCCAUCGUUCUUCUUGUGCUGAGCAAUGGAAUCACACGGGUUUGCUGUCACUAUCUUAUUAAAACUUCGCUGCUGACACGUAGAAGGAGUUUCGAGAUGCUCGGUCUCCAUGCUUUCGGUACUUCCGGAAAGCUGCUGGUGGAGCUGUGCAUCAUUGGGUACCUGAUCGGAACGUGCAUCACGUAUUUUGUGGUCGUGGGCGAUCUGGGUCCGCAGAUAAUCGCCAAGAUAUUCGCCCUAGAUGUGGCGGAUCACCUGCACCUGCGGAGUUUGGUCAUGGUCGUGGUCACUGUGGUGUGCAUAGUGCCCCUUGGCAUGCUCCGCAAUGUAGACAGUUUGUCCGCCGUAUGCACCGCUUCCAUAGGCUUCUAUGUCUGCUUAAUUCUCAAGAUCGUGCUGGAGGCCAAGCCUCACAUUACGGCUAACGAUUGGACGGAAAAGGUGCUUUACUGGGAACCGGCGGGCGUGCUCCAAUGCCUGCCCAUCUUUAGCAUGGCUCUCUCCUGUCAAAUGCAACUGUUUGAGGUCUUUGAGAGCAUUAACAAUCAAAGUCUAGACAAGCUGAACGGCAUCGUCCGUAACGCCACUUGGAUCUGUACCUUUGUUUACAUAUCUGUUGGAUUUUUCGGAUAUGUGGCGUUUUGUACGCACACGUUUUCGGGCAACAUUCUGGUGAAUUUAUCGACCUCCUUUGGUAGCGAUAUCAUUAAAAUUGGCUUUGUGCUGUCGAUUGCAUUUAGUUUCCCGUUGGUAAUCUUUCCCUGUAGAGCCAGUCUCUAUUCGCUGCUAUACAGAAAGGGUCACACGGAAAGCAGUAGCUACAUACCUGAACAACGCUUUCGAUUCAUCACUAUCUUCAUCGUUGUCUUUUCGUUAUGCGUGGCAUUGGUUAUUCCCUCCGUGGAGCUUAUAAUUGGCUUGGUGGGCUCCACUAUUGGCGUUGCUAUUUGCAUAAUGUUUCCAGCAUCCAGUUUUCGAAAGAUCAUCAAAAAGGAAUCAAUGGAACGCACGCUUGCUCAGUUUGUAUUUGUAAGUGGAUUUCUCUUAAUGAUCCUUGGAACAUAUGCCAACCUAAGUGCAAUUGAUGAAAAGAGCUCGGGCCCAGAGUUUGAUAUGGUUGCCAUAGGCACCCCUCUAUAUCUCGAUGGUCAAGUGCCCGCUGUCGUCGGCGAGCUACCAAAACAUUUGGCCAAAGAUUCCAUUGAAAGCGAAAAAAACCUAUUGUUAAAGAAACUGGAUGUCCAAAAUCCAGAAAAAAUAAAGGAAAGCAUAGAAGAUAAAAUUGUUGAUAUGCCAAAGGCAGUGCAAACAGCUUCCUCCGACAACCCACCGUUGCCGCCACUGCCCAUCGAUGAAGUCCAUGUAGUUCCCCUAGAUAGUAAAGAUUCUGAAACUGAUCUUAAAAAACUACCAGUAAAAGCAGUUGAAGUAAACCCACCAGAAGCCGAACCACUCGAUGUCAACCUUACCGUGGACAAGCCCAGGGAGAAUCCAGCUGCUGUUGUUGGAUCGCUAGCAGAAGAACCAAAAAUAGGAUCAAAUCUGUUAUCAGCAAGCAAUACAAUUGAUGGAGCAGCCAUCAAGAAGGAGGAGGAAGUGGCCGCAGAGGAGCAAAAGGAGAGUAAGGCUAAUGCAGAUGAACUUAUCAAAACCCAAAAGGAAUUAAAAGAAACCAAAAAAUUAUUGGAAAAAACCGUUGGCGAGCUAAAUGAAGAGUUGGCCAAACAAAAUUCAUUUAACCAGCCACCUUUGGAGUUACAGAAAGAUAAGCCUUUGGAUGCAGACGCUAAAGUAGCCGAGGAACCAAAGAAGGCUGAAAUUGUGCUCAAGGAGUCGCAGCCAGUUGCUGAGGAAAAGACGGAAAAAAGGCGCCAGGCAUCAUUAAUGGACAUACUCACAGAAAAUGCUCAUUUGCGCGAUGAGAAAGAGGCCCAUGCCGGGGAUUUUGAACCACUCUCCUACAAAACCGGAGAGUUACUCAGGAAUUCGAGCUUAGAUACAGACGCGCUGGUCAAACGAUUGCCCAUUCCACUGGCCCUAAUGGUGAAUGCUACUCAGCCAAAGGCUUCAAAUGACUCGGAGAUUAAGAAACCCAACCUUGAAGACAACGUAGAGGCCAUUCGCCGGGAGCUGCUCAACCUGCGAAGUCCAGGGGAUGCGACCGAGCAGCCACCGGCAAGGGUAAAACGUGAAGCCUCUAACGACGAGAACUGCCUACGCCAGCCGAAGCUGGAUGAAGUGAAUAAUAAUGUGGCUGCAGCUGCCUUGAGCUUGAACAUGGAAAGUAUUGGCCGUGAUCUCAAAUCCAUCAAAGAUGAUGACGUCGAGAUAGUUACUGAAAACGAAUUCUACCAAGCGAGUCCAAAUGGAACCCAAACUCCGCAGCAGACGUAAUGAGGAUAGUGUACAACUAUGCAAAGCUUUAUGUAUAUAAUCUUUACACGUAUUUAUUUAGUUUAUAAGAAGUUUCUUAUAAGACUUAUAUAGACUAGAAGUAUAUACAAAUUAUAUACAGUUCAUAUGA